AUGGCUGAGGAGGCUCUGAGGGGUCCCAGCACCCGUUUCUCCCUCUCCUUCUCAGGCAGUGGCUUCCUCGCCAUGUACCAGGUUGGGGUGGUGCAGUCUCUCCUGGAAUUGGCUCCUGAGCUCCUCAGAUCUGCCUGCAAGGUCUACGGCUCCUCGGCCGGUUCCCUCAUCGCCGCCGCCGUCGUGUGCAACAUCGGCCUGGAUGACAUGAAGGAAUAUUUCUUUACCCUGACCAUGGAAGCCAGGAAAACCAUCCUGGGCCCUCUGUCUCCCAAGUGCAGCUUGCUGGCCACUAUCAGGGCUCUUCUGCAGAGGAUGCUGCCAAAGGACUCCUACCAACUGGCUUCAGGGAGGCUGCACAUCUCACUCACACGGGUCAUGGAUGGACAGAAUGUCAUGGUCUCUGAGUUCAGCUCCAACGAGGAUCUCAUCCAGGCUCUUGUCUGCAGCUGCUUCCUUCCCAUCUACUGUGGAUUCAUCCCUCCAUCCUACCGAGGAGUGAGAUACGUGGAUGGAGGAUUCACUGGCCUGCAGCCUGUCUCCAGCUUGGAGGAAGCUGUGAUCACCGUGUCCCCCUUCACAGGAGAGCUGGACAUCUGCCCACGGGAUUGUCCUGCUAUCUUCUUCUGCUUCCAUAUCUUCAAUGGCAGCAUUCAGAUCUCCAUAGAAAACCUCUGCAGGAUUAGCUAUGCUCUCUUCCCACCCAGCAGCAUGGUCCUGGACGACAUUUUCUCCCAAGGCUACCAGGACACUGCCCUUUUCCUGUACAGGAACAAUGCUUUUGGCUUCAACUACUUUGACGGCAACUUCCGCUUCUCCGUCCUGUGCGGGAAGAAGGACCCGGCACCUCCCAGGGGGACACGGCCCAGCCUGGGCACCAGGGACCCCCGGGGGCUGCCUCCCUGCCUCCUGCCAGGUUUGGCUCCCUGGAGGAAGGAGCAGGUGGCUGGACUGCAAGAUCCACUCUCCAAGCUCCUGCUGCAGCCCUACAGGCUGCCAGCUUUUGUCAGGAAGGGGAUGAAGAAGCUGUGGGGGCUGCUGGAAGUCAUCAGCUCCGUGGUGAAACAGUUCCAGAAGUGCCUUCAAACUGUGGUGCCUGGUUUGCUUCAGAGAGCUGUGACCUCCCUAGCCAGGAGGUGA
Chaetura pelagica (chimney swift) is the source of this 1140-nucleotide messenger RNA. RefSeq names its product patatin-like phospholipase domain containing 1 (gene PNPLA1). Gene Ontology annotation, cellular component: lipid droplet; membrane; cytoplasm. The coding region runs from base 1 to 1140 and encodes 379 amino acids. Gene Ontology annotation, biological process: triglyceride catabolic process; lipid homeostasis. Lineage: Eukaryota; Metazoa; Chordata; Aves; Apodiformes; Apodidae. The record is from RefSeq and is a predicted model, not a curated record. The transcript is spliced from 8 exons. Gene Ontology annotation, molecular function: triacylglycerol lipase activity.